Molecule: messenger RNA, 723 nt
Organism: Phragmites australis (common reed)
Lineage: Eukaryota; Viridiplantae; Streptophyta; Magnoliopsida; Poales; Poaceae
Product: zinc finger protein ZAT12-like
Exons: 1
Coding region: 96-557 (153 amino acids)
Source: RefSeq, a predicted model, not a curated record
CAUUCUCCAGUUUGGAAGCAUCCUAUAAAUAGCUUACAAACCUCUCCCUGUAUCACACAUGCUGGCAUACAAGAGCAUCAGAGCAUUUUGGCACGAUGAAGAGGCUGACGUUUGGACAAGAUGAGCCGGAGCUGGGCACCAUCGGCGUGGCUCAAGAGGUCAUGCUGCUGCUCGCGCGCAGCGGCAGCGGGCAGGAGGAGCCAUCGGCCUCCCCGCGCGUGUUCGAGUGCAAGACGUGCGGUCGCCGGUUCCCGUCGUUCCAGGCGCUGGGCGGGCACCGCGCGAGCCACAGGCGCCCGCGCCCGCGCCCGCAGGGGGCGGCCGCGGUGGGGACGGGGGAGCCUGCGAAGGCAGGCGUGCACGGGUGCGCGGUGUGCGGCGUCGAGUUCACGCUCGGGCAGGCGCUCGGGGGCCACAUGAGGCGCCACCGCGCCGUGGGGGACGAGAGCGCCAGCGCCAGCGCCAGCGCCCGCGGGCUUGCCGAGGCCGUGGCCGAGCCGAAGCCCGACGAAGCAAGAGGCCUGCUGGGCUUGGACCUAAACAUUGCCCCUUCUUGACCGAGAGCGUUUGGGAUUUCGUGUUUCUUUCGCUUUUGACCUGGGUUUGUAAUUGGCAGUUCUUUUGACACAACACGAUUGAUCGGUGUACAGUAUUGUACAAAGUUUUCUCCAGGAUGCUGUAUGUAACUAUUGUUGUAAAAAAGAAAGUACCUUAUGAGAGAAA